UUAUCAUUCUUGUCUCCAGUCUACCGAAUUCAAUCGUAUGUAUCAAGAUACCACUACAUCGGAGCACCUUAUAACCAUGCCGGAUGUCAUACACAAUGAGGAACUGAGAGGUUUUCCCUUUUUACCAGGUGAAAACGAUGGUUUUGGUGAUCCUACACCAGAUGAUAUAGAUUUAACUAUUUUGCAAGAUCUGUUUGCCAAGAGCUCAUUAAAACGACCAGCGCAGGACGAUUUGUCUGAUAAUUUGGAUAAUAAAAAGACAAAAUUGGAUUUAUCGAAUGGUCAAACAAUUUCUGAAAAUGUUAAAAAUGACUGUUAUAUGCCGUCUAUUCAAAAAAACAUUCCAGAAAUCAUAAUAAAACGCGCUGCUGAGAAUGUUCCAUCUGAUCGUAAAAGAUUGAAAUUGGACUCAAAUGUCGAUGAAUCAGUUAUUGAAAAUAAUAUAAAUCAUGACAACAUUGAAACAGUCGAAAACACAUGCGAGAUGAUGCCUCCUCAACAAACAGUUGCGGACUUCUUAAAGGCUGCAGUGAACCAACAAAGCCGACAAAUAAAAAAGAAAAUAAAACACUCGAAACCAAUAAAAGAUGAAUGUAUCAAGUAUUCCCGAGCAGCACUUGCGGAACAUAGACUCCAAUACAGAGAGAUUUUGUUGGCCAAUUACAAGUCCAAAUUCAAGAUUCCCAAACAAGUUCCAAAUGCCAAACAAUUGUUAAGAGGCGUAGUAAAGGGAAAAAUUAAACAUAAACAUUUGGCUAAUUGGAAGACGUCAAAAUUGUCUACAAAUCAAAUGAAUAAAGACAAUGAAAAUAUAUUGAAUGCCAUAUUCGGAAAAGUUAACCUAGCAAAGGAAAUAUUCCAAAAAGAGGCAACAAUAUCUUCACAUGAAAUUCUUCCACCUAUGUCGUCACCGACACAUUCAGAUGUUGAGCUGAAUCUUGACGCAAUGAGUCCAUUGCCAAGUGCGGACGAAGCACAGGAGGGGCCAAAUACUCCUUUGCCAUUCACUGUCUUACAUGUGGCACAUGAGCUGAAUCAUGACGCAAUGAGUCCAUUGCCAAGUGCGGACGAAGCACAAGAGGGGCCAAAUACUCCUUUGCCAUUCACUGUCUUACAUGUGGCACAUGAGCUGAAUCAUGACGCAAUGAGUCCAUUGCCAAGUGCGGACAAAGCACAGGAGCGGUCAAUUACUCCUUUGCCAUUCACUGUUUUACAUGUGGCACAAUCGGAUCUUAUAAAGGUGGAAAUAUCCGAACUUACACCUAAUAAUAACAAUAUGUCUACAGUACACAACAUGAACCUUAGUUUUGACUCGGCAUUUAAUGUUAUGCAGCACUUACUAUGCAUUUGGCGUAAUAAUCCGGAAAUUAAAGAAAUUGAUGCAAAUAAGAUUAUAAAAUUUUCGAAAACACGCUUAGAGGUUGCUAAGAUUUUCUAUGAUUUGUUGUGCCUGUCACGUAAUAACUUUAUCGUUAUAUCCAAAAAGCAAAAUUCUUUAGAAAUGGAUAAAAUAACAUUGGGGUCGGAAUCAAUUCGACUUAUAUUAGACAUUUCGCUGGACGAAACAUGCCACCAAACAAAUGUAUCAUAAAUUGUUUGUGUUAUACAUAUUUGUUAUUUAAGUGAAGCAGACCUUAAUGGUAUCUCUUAGUUGAAGUGUUUAGAACUUAAAUGGUACAAAUACCAUAAAAUAGUUUUUCAUUUUUUUUCAAGCUUUAAAAAGGCGUUUGAACCUUUAAAUUUAGAUUAAUUUAACGAAGACUCAAAAUUGCAGGUUUAAGAAAAGUUUGAAGAAAAAUCCUUACAAUAAUUCCUAUUAUUAACAGUAUUCUUGAUAAAUUUUGUAAAAACAAAACCUAUCUAAGAAAUUAAUAAGGAAUAAGAAAGAAAGAAUGGCAAUUCCGAUCAAUCUUUGUUAAAGCAAAGUACACAUAG
Molecule: messenger RNA, 1935 nt
Organism: Drosophila willistoni
Lineage: Eukaryota; Metazoa; Arthropoda; Insecta; Diptera; Drosophilidae
Gene: c(2)M
Exons: 4
Coding region: 38-1591 (517 amino acids)
Source: RefSeq, a predicted model, not a curated record